Molecule: messenger RNA, 2085 nt
Organism: Aspergillus bombycis
Lineage: Eukaryota; Fungi; Ascomycota; Eurotiomycetes; Eurotiales; Aspergillaceae
Product: pentatricopeptide repeat protein
Exons: 2
Coding region: 1-2085 (694 amino acids)
Molecular function (GO): protein binding
Source: RefSeq, a predicted model, not a curated record
AUGCCACGGCAGACACUUAUUGCAGAUGGACUUUGGUAUUGCCUCUGUCCAUCAUUCAGCCUCAACACCUUCAAGCGCCCCGGUAUCCCUCUUAUAAAGGGUAAACGAGCUCCUAAACCCGGUCAAUAUACGGCUUUCUUAGCGGGCCCUGUGUCAACAUCGCGAAAAUGUUUGAGCAGUGCUUCUAUUCGAAAGGUUGGUGGAAUUGAUCCGCCAAAGGAGGAUGGGUCUUUGGGAGAUGGAUAUAGCGAACCAACGAACCAGCACACAGCCCCGAAUCAAUUGGAUGUGAACCACAAGCAGCUUGGGCAAGAUGCUGGCACAUCGCUGAAAGAGGAGAUCUCUGGCACAGAGUAUACCCACAAGCGCCCACCUGGAGUUCCCAAAACUCUUGAACACAAACCGACAUCAUUUUUGGAGCAGAAGCUUCAAGAGCUCACGACCUCAGCCCCAAGGGUCCUAAGCACGAGCCAGAUAUUGCGCAUUCUGAUCAGAGAUCGUCAUGUACGCCCCGAGGUACGGCACUAUAGGGCACUAUUACGCGCCAAUUCUGAUGCAGAGCGUGGAUCGCCAGAAGUAGUUCGAAAGUUACUAGCAGAGAUGGAGGCGAAUGGAUUUACACUGGAUUCUGGAACGCUGCAUACAGCUUUACAGGCUAUCGCAGUUCAUCCGGACUAUAUACUACGCCAGGAAAUUGUGCGUACCCUUCGAGACCGAUGGCUUCCAUUGAGCCCGGAUGGUUGGCAUUAUGUGGUGGCUGGCCUUGUGAGGGAGCAUCAAUUCGAGUUAGCCCUGGAUCAUAUUGCGCACAUGGAGAGAAAGGACAUGCCGGUUGAGAGUUGGUUGCACAGUAUGCUCAUCUACCACCUCUGCGAAUUUGAGGAGUUUGACGAGGUGGUGCGGUUGAUGCGUUCGCGGGUUGAUCAGGGGUAUGACAUGACGACAGACCUGUGGCUUUACGUACUAGAUGUGGCGAGUGCUGCCGUUCACCAUGAGACCACACGCUUCGUGUGGGAUCAAAUGGUUGAACUGAGGUAUCUUUACCCAUCAUACGGAGUCUGCAGUAAUGUAUUGACAGUGGCGUCCCGCACAGGGGAUACUGAGCUUGCUGGGUCGGUCGCUCGCUUUCUGACCGAAGCCGACGUACCUCUUAGUGUGGAAGACUACGAAAAGAUUACCGAGGCCCAUGUGAUCUCUGGAAACCUUUACGCUGGGUUUGAAGUGCUUUGCGAAAUGCAUAAAGCCAAUAUUGCGUUGGAGUCAAGCUCAACUGCCGCCAUUCUAACCUACAUGAUACAAUCAAGAACCAAUCCACGUGAGGCGUGGUCUAUGCUCAAGCAACUCAAAGCUUUGAAAUAUGAAAUUCCCCUUCGUUGCGCUCUAGUAGUGCUCGAGAUGUGCGAGCACGAAGCUAUUAACGAUCCCUUCGUGGUGGACGAUGGGCUUGCACUUUACAAGCAACUCUAUGCGUUGUGUUCGGAGAAGGCGGAUGUCUCGGUCUACAACUCCCUUAUUGGCAUGUGCCGCCGGGCUAAAAAUACCGAUGCCGGCAUGUUUGUUGUGAAGGAAAUGGCCACACUGGGUGUGGUACCGAACGCCACGACAUUCGAGCAUCUCAUCAUCAUGUGUUUAGAUGCUGGUAACUUUGAAUCGGCAUACAUGUACUUCCAGGAUCUGCUGGCACGAGAUGCAUCCCCCAGCGAAGAUGCGCGAGCUGAGAUCCGAGAUCUCUGUACCGGUUCGAGCGACCAGUAUGCUGUUCAAUUGAGGUAUCACCCGCAGAUCAGGGAUGCGUUAGUGCGCAGACAAGCGGAUGGCUUUGAUCCCACACAAGUCCGCGCAGGUCUCAUCAAGAAGGUGCCGUCUGAUUCACCCCCGGAAUACGCCAAUCGUUUUAGACAGGGGCCGCGGAGGACCAUAAGCAAAGAGGAGCGACGGGCUGAAAGCAAAGAGAAACGGAAACAGAAAAGAAGACGGCUAGCUAUUGCAAGGGCCCGAGAGGAAGAAGGAUGGGAGGAUUACGAGCCCGGCGGACUAAUCCCCGAGGAUCAGGUCAAGGCCGAUGUAAAUUCGCCAUCCAGUUGA